Molecule: messenger RNA, 1476 nt
Organism: Closterium sp. NIES-65
Lineage: Eukaryota; Viridiplantae; Streptophyta; Zygnematophyceae; Desmidiales; Closteriaceae
Source: the annotation of a GenBank genome assembly
AUGCCGUGCUGCCCAAUGACCCAUGCUGCACUGCCCCAAUCCCUCCCUCCCUCCCUCCCUCCCUCCCUCCCUCCCUCCCUCCCUCCCUCCCUCCCUCCCUCCCUCCCUCCCUCCCUCCCUCCCUCCCUCCCUCCCUCCCUCCCUCCCUCCCUCCCUCCUCCCUCCCUCCCUCCCUCCCUCCCUCCCUCCCUCCCUCCCUCCCUCCCUCCCUCCCUCCCUCCCUCCCUCCCUCCCUCCCUCCCUCCCUCCCUCCCUCCCUCCCUCCCUCCCUCCCUCCCUCCCUCCCUCCCUCCCUCCCUCCCUCCCUCCCUCCCUCCCUCCCUCCCUCCCUCCCUCCUCCCUCCUCCCUCCCUCCCUCCCUCCCUCCCUCCCUCCCUCCUUCCCCUCCUCCCUCCCUCCCUCCCUCCCUCCCUCCCUCCCUACCUCCCUCCCUCCCUCCCUCCCUCCCUCCCUCCCUCCCUCCCUCCCUCCCUCCCUCCCUCCCUCCCUCCCUCCCUCCCUCCCUCCCUCCCUCCCUCCUUCCCUUCCCUUCCCCCCUCUCCCUCUCAACCUCAAGACAUCCCUCCCUCCCACGGCCCUCCACGUGUCCGCCCGCUUCAUACAGUCGCAGAACUCCCUCCUCCCUCCCUCCCUCCCUCCCUCCCUCCCUCCCUCCCUCCCUCCCUCCUCCCUCCCUCCCUCCCUCCCUCCCUCCCUCCCUCCCUCCCUCCCUCCCUCCCUCCCUCCCUCCCUCCCUCCCUCCCUCCCUCCCUCCCUCCCUCCCUCCCUCCCUCCCUCCCUCCCUCCCUCCCUCCCUCCCUCCCUCCUCCCUCCCUCCCUCCCUCCCUCCCUCCCUCCCUCCCUCCUCCCUCCCUCCCUCCCUCCCUCCCUCCCUCCCUCCCUCCCUCCCUCCCUCCCUCCCUCCCUCCCUCCCUCCCUCCCUCCCUCCCUCCCUCCCUCCCUCCCUCCCUCCCUCCCUCCCUCCCUCCCUCCCUCCCUCCCUCCCUCCCUCCCUCCCUCCCUCCCUCCCUCCCUCCCUCCCUCCCUCCCUCCCUCCCUCCCUCCUCCCUCCCUCCCUCCCUCCCUCCCUCCCUCCCUCCCUCCCUCCCUCCCUCCCUCCCUCCCUCCCUCCCUCCCUCCCUCCCUCCCUCCCUCCCUCCCUCCCUCCCUCCCUCCCUCCCUCCCUCCCUCCCUCCCUCCCUCCCCUCCCUCCCUCCCUCCCUCCCCUCCCUCCCUCCCUCCCUCCCCUCCCUCCCUCCCUCCCUCCCCUCCCUCCCUCCCUCCCUCCCCUCCCUCCCUCCCUCCCUCCCCUCCCUCCCUCCCCUCCCUCCCCUCCCUCCCUCCCUCCCUCCCCUCCCUCCCUCCCUCCCUCCCUCCCCUCCCUCCCUCCCUCCCUCCCUCCCCUCCCUCCCUCCCUCCUCUUUCCACAUCCGCUCUCCCCACAUCUCCUUCCUACCAGUAAUCCGGCCUUCCUUGAUAUCCGUUAUCAGAUCCUGA